Molecule: messenger RNA, 1152 nt
Organism: Spirometra erinaceieuropaei
Lineage: Eukaryota; Metazoa; Platyhelminthes; Cestoda; Diphyllobothriidea; Diphyllobothriidae
Source: the annotation of a GenBank genome assembly
AUGGACCAGUGGUUCCACAGGAAUCCAUAUAAGGCUACAGGGCGUCCUAUAUUCGACUUAGGGCCAAUAUCUACAACGAGUUCUGCACGGACCCUCUGCAGGUCAUAAACGCAUUCUUAUAUCUAAAGUACUUCUGAACCUGCAUUGCCUUUAUAGUCCACAUGGACUAUAUAUAUUUAUAUUUUUAUGCUUGAAGAUAAUAAGUUCUUUAGAAGGAGUAGGAGCUUUAUUAGUAGAUUUUCGAUGUAGGUUUCCCGUGUCGUCAGACUCGAAUAAAUGUACAGAAAGCAGUCAAAAUUUCAAACGUGCCUUAUAGUCGAUACCUUUCCGGCAAUUAUGCCAUGUACAAAAAUCUCAGGAAGGGGUGGAAGAGACGAGAACCAAAUGGAUACAUAAUAAACUAUGCGGAUGACGCCUACUGGCGGAAAUGCCGGCCAGAGAGGUAUCUCUCCGCAUAGCUUAUUAUGUAUCCAUUGGUUCUCGUCUCUUCCACCCCUUCCUGAGAUUUUUGUACAUGGCAUAAUUGCCGGAAAGGUAUCGACUAUAAGGCACGUUUGAAAUUUUGACUGCUUUCUGUACAUUUAUUCGAGUCUAUCGACGACACAAAAACCGAAGUCGAAGAUUUACUAACAAAGUUCUUACUUUUAUCAAAGAAAUAUAAUCUGAAGAUAGUAGGUUAACCUACUAUCUUCAGAUUAUAUUUCUUGGGAUGCCUGUCUUUCAAUAUAUAUAUAUAUAUAUAUAUAUAUAUAUAUAUAUAUAUAUAUAUAUAUAUAUAUAUAUAUGGACAGGCAACACGUACAAUGUCUGUAGAAAACCGAAUAUCGAGCCGACUGAUAUGUGACUAAUCACGGAAAGCUUGCUUAUAGUCACCGAACGCAUGCCACUGCCGCUGAUAACCCUCAUUCGAUUUUUUUCUUUUUCAAAUUCACAAUAAACGUGUCGUGAAUGUGUAUCGCGAUGCAGGCGUUUCCUGGUUGCUUAAGUCCUUUUGUUUUUUUAUACCGGUUUGUCCUGUUGUUUUUUUACAUUUAGAUGUGCUCAUGGCUUUAUAUUUUUUCAAAUACGUACUGUUUGUAGUCAUGCAGCCGACAAACGUCAGCGGCUCCUGGACAUGUUCUCCGACCCAAACCUUUCUGCCGAAACGUUAAU